This is a messenger RNA of Brassica rapa (field mustard), 5769 nucleotides long. RefSeq names its product phospholipase D alpha 2. Gene Ontology annotation, molecular function: calcium ion binding; D-type glycerophospholipase activity. Gene Ontology annotation, biological process: phosphatidylcholine metabolic process; phospholipid catabolic process. Gene Ontology annotation, cellular component: plasma membrane. NCBI's taxonomy places the organism in Eukaryota, Viridiplantae, Streptophyta, Magnoliopsida, Brassicales, Brassicaceae. The record is from RefSeq and is a predicted model, not a curated record.
CUCUCUCUCAAUCUCUGAAAAGUUGAAAGGUACCACCCCUUCUUGAUUCCUUAUAGAUCUUUGUGUGACAUCCAGAUUUGUUUUACCUUCUUGAAUGUCUCUGUUGAUCCAGUUUUAUUUUGAUCGAGAUCAUUUCUUCAGUUUUAGUAUUGGUCGGUGUAGUUUAAGACAAUUGAUGAAUUGAUCUCUGAUCUUGAAGCAUUUUAUCUAAUAUCCAAGAUUUGCUUUAAUUAACAAUGUAUGAGGAAACAAAUACUAUCUCUUACUUAUGUGUUAUAAUUUUAUUGAUGUUUAUAGGCGAAAAAAUGGAAGAAUUUUUGUUACAUGGAAGGUUACACGCUACAAUCUAUGAAAUCGAUGCUCUCCAUGCUACUCAAGGAGGCAGAUCAGGUUUCUUAGGAAAGAUGCUAGCAAAUGUAGAAGAAAAGAUUGGUGUUGGCAAAGGAGAAACUCAGCUAUACGCUACAAUCGAUCUAGAGAAAGCUAGAGUUGGAAGAACAAGAAAGAUAACAAACGAACCAAAAAGCCCAAAAUGGCAUGAGUCAUUUCAUAUCUACUGUGGUCACAUGGCUAAACAUGUUAUCUUCACUGUCAAGGACGAUAAUCCCAUCGGUGCAACGUUGAUAGGAAGAGGUUAUGUCCCCGUUGAGGAUAUUCUACAUGGAGAGGAAGUUGAUAGAUGGGUUGAGAUUCUAGACACUGAGAAGAAACCCAUUGAAGGAGGAUCAAAGAUCCAUGUGAAGCUUCAGUACUUUGGUGUUGAAAAAGAUAAAAACUGGAACCGUGGUAUCAAAAGUGCAAAGUUUCCUGGAGUUCCUUACACUUUCUUCUCUCAGAGAAAGGGAUGCAAAGUUUCUUUGUACCAAGAUGCUCACAUUCCUGGAAACUUCGUCCCCAAGAUUCCUCUAGCUGGAGGGAAACACUACGAGGCAGGCCGAUGUUGGGAGGAUAUCUUUGAUGCUAUUACUAAUGCAAAGCAUUUGAUUUACAUCACUGGCUGGUCUGUUUACACAGAGAUCUCUCUGGUGAGAGACUCGAGGAGGCCUAAAGAAGGAGGAGAUGUGACUAUUGGUGAGAUACUCAAGAAGAAGGCAAGUGAAGGUGUUAAAGUGAUCUUGCUUGUGUGGGACGAUAGAACAUCUGUUGAUCUGCUGAAACAAGAUGGACUUAUGGCUACUCAUGAUGAAGAAACUGCAAACUUCUUCAGAGGAACCGACGUGAACUGUGUUCUGUGCCCUCGUAAUCCUGAUGAUGGUGGAAGCAUUGUUCAAAACUUGCAAGUCUCAACAAUGUUCACUCAUCACCAAAAGAUUGUUGUGGUGGACAGCGAAAUGCCUGGAACAGCAAGAACAAAAUCAAGAAGGAUUGUGAGUUUCGUUGGUGGUCUUGAUCUUUGCGAUGGAAGGUACGACACGCCGUUUCACUCCUUGUUCAGGACGUUGGAUACUGCGCAUCACGAUGAUUUCCAUCAACCGAACUUCACUGGCGCAGCGAUAACCAAAGGCGGUCCUAGAGAGCCGUGGCAUGAUAUUCACUGCCGUCUUGAAGGACCUAUUGCUUGGGAUGUCUUGUAUAACUUUGAGCAGAGGUGGAGUAGACAAGGUGGUAAGGACAUUCUUGUUAAGAUAAGAGACCUCGAUGACAUCAUCGUCCCUCCUUCUCCUGUUCUGUUCUCGGAAGAUCAUGACUCGUGGAACGUUCAGCUGUUUAGAUCAAUAGAUGGUGGUGCAGCAGCUGCGUUUCCUGAGUCCCCUGAAGCUGCAGCGGAAGCAGGUCUUGUGAGCGGUAAAGAUAAUAUAAUUGAUAGGAGUAUUCAAGAUGCAUACAUUCACGCGAUUCGACGAGCUAAAGACUUCAUCUAUAUCGAAAACCAGUACUUCCUUGGAAGCUCCUUUGCUUGGAGUGCAGAUGGAAUCAAACCUGAGGAGAUCAAUGCUCUUCAUUUGAUUCCAAAGGAGCUAUCUCUGAAGAUUGUUAGCAAGAUCAAAGCUGGAGAGAAGUUUAAGGUUUAUGCUGUUGUUCCAAUGUGGCCUGAAGGGCUACCUGAGAGUGGUUCAGUCCAAGCUAUACUAGAUUGGCAGAGAAGGACAAUGGAGAUGAUGUACAAAGAUGUGAUCAAGGCACUCAGAGAUAAGGGACUUGAGGGAGAGGAUCCAAGAGAUUAUCUAACAUUCUUCUGUCUCGGUAACCGAGAGACCAAGAAAGAUGGAGAGUAUGUGCCUUCAGAGAAACCUGAACCGGACUCAGACUAUAUGCGAGCACAAGAAGCACGUCGCUUCAUGAUCUAUGUUCACACUAAAAUGAUGAUCGUGGAUGAUGAGUACAUUAUCAUUGGAUCCGCGAAUAUCAACCAGAGAUCAAUGGAUGGUGCAAGAGACUCAGAGAUAGCAAUGGGAGGCUAUCAACCAUACCAUCUCUCAAUAAGACAACCAGCUCGAGGUCAUAUCCAUGGAUUCCGAAUGUCAUUAUGGUAUGAACAUUUAGGAAUGCUGGAUGAAACUUUUCUCGAUCCAUCGAGCCAAGAAUGUGUCCAGAAAGUUAACCGUAUUGCUGAUAAGUAUUGGGAUCUUUACGCAAGUGAGUCACUCGAACAUGAUCUCCCUGGUCAUCUACUUCGCUACCCGAUUGGUAUUGCUAGUCAAGGAGACAUCACUGAGCUACCUGGAUGUGAAUGCUUCCCCGACACAAAAGCUCGUAUCCUCGGGACUAAAUCUGAUUACCUGCCUCCAAUUCUUACAACCUAAGGUUCUAUGCCAGUAUCUAUUGGUAACAAAUAACUAUCUCUCCUCUUUUCUUCUGCUGCAAUAGCUUUUGUAAUAAAACAGUUAGCUUCAUUGUCUUUAGUUACUAAUAAGUUCUAAUAUCGUUGGUAUUGUGUUUCACCGCUAUGCUUUUGAUUUUCGUUCGCGCACUAAUUAAGGUUUUUGGAGAGAAUGUAGUCUUGUGCCUUAAUUAUUUUAUUGCUAUUUUUUAUGAACUUAUCUAUUAUGUCUUUUAGUUUUCUGGACUAUUGUUUUAUUGUAAUCAUUGUUUAUGUUUAGUGUUUGAUUAAAUAUAAUUGAAGGAAAGAAUGAAAUAAAGGUGUGCGGCUGAUUUUAUUUAGGACAUCCAAGUCAAUCAGCCCAUGUGACAAUCUCUUUCGUUCUUUAUGUUCUCUAAAAGCUAUGAAGACUUUUAACUUCUGGUGAUCUCUCUCUCUCAAGUUUCUAUACUUAAUGUCCAAAAGACAAGUUGCCGUACGAUAACGAUAGAUGCUAAAAUCUUAUCUCUUGAUAAAUCUAUUUAUAAAUUAUUAUACAUAUAUAAUUAUCGAAUUCACAAAUGUUUCACUAUACGAUCACAAGGAUUUUUUAGAUAUAAAUUAAAUGAGUUCCAACAUCUGGACCACAAAUGGCUUCACUGAAAGUUAUGUAGAACACGGAAACAAGUACGAAAGCACAAGAAUGAAGAGAAGUUGGUCUAGUCUUUUCUUAUCACUACCAAGAAGUUUCGAAAGAAUUACACGUUGACUAGUACUCUUUAAACGCGGCAAAAUUAGGUUUUGAAAUAAGACACGUGGCAACAGCCUGUGCCAGGUCCUGCUUUGGUUAAUGAUAGAGAGAUGGAAUCAAAACUGAGUGGAAGAGAUUCAUUGAACUCUUUAGAAUCUUUCUCCAUCAAUAAUGUUUUUGUCUCCUAUAUUUCUCUUCAACCUAUUUUCCCUAGAUUUUUAGUUAUUUUGAGGUUGCUUGUGUUAAACGUACUAAAUGUAUCUUCUGACUAAAGAAAACAUAUAACAGAACCAUGUAUUAGUAAUGAUCCAAAAGACAAAAACGUGAUUCCUCUAUAUUUUUUUUUGGGUCAAAACGUGAUUCCUCUAUAUUUAUAUUCAAAAACUUAAAAUAAUAGUUUGCAAAAUGUCAAAAUAGUUAAAAGACCCAUAUAGUUUUCGGUUAUGUUUUUAAUGUUGUAGCUCUAUAAAUAAAUUAUCAUAGAACACAAAUUUGGUUCUCAAAUUAUUAAAACGGUUAGUGUUUCAAAAUAUAUAUCGUUUAAUCCGCUAGUUUCAUUGGCUAAACAUAGCUAAUUUUCUAUCUAAAUUUGUUCAACAAUCAAUUAUUAACAUUUCCAAUACAUCAAAAUAGGGCUAAGCAAAAUAUCAGAAUCCGAAGAAUCAAACUAAAUUCAAUAUGAAAAUUUAUACUAAACCUGAACUAAAAAGGGUAAAUUGCUCUAGCAGAUCCAAAAAUUUAGUAUCCAAAAUCAGAACUGAACUGAACUCAAACCAAUUCUAAUCCGAACCAAAAUAUUUUGAAUAUCCGAAAAUACCAUCAAGAUUAUUCUGAAUUUUCAGAUCUUUUAUAUUAAAAAAAUAUGUAAAAUAAUUAAAAUUAUUCUGAACUUUCCAAAGUACAUGAAAUAAAUAAAUAUCAAAAUAACCAAAAAUAUUCAAAAUACCGGACCAAACCAAUUAUAAUUUUGAUUUUAAAUAUUUGGUUAUACAUUAUUCAAAUUUAUAUACUGAUUUCUUAUAUAAUUAAAACAGAUAUCUUAACCCCAAUUGAAUCCUAACCGAGAUUUAUUAAUUUUCAAUUGAAACUUCAAUUUUUAGUCCUGAAAAUCUAAAACCGAAUAAAAACCAAAAUUUAUUAAUUUUUAAAUGGAACUUCAAUCUCUAGUCCUGAAAAUUCAAAACCCGAACUGAAUCUAAACUCCUACCACUACGUCGAAGAGUAAACUUACUUUUUGUAAACAGUAGCCUAAGCCAUUUACUCAAAGAAGCAUUUUCAUUUUAAUUAACAUAAAUAUAAACAUAACCUAACAUAUAUCCAGUUUGGAUUUCCUUUAACAUAGAUAGUUAGCUACCCGGAAAUUGUUCUAUAACAUUAUAUAACAAAUAAAUUUCCCUUUUUAAUAAUGUAUAUACUCUUUUUUUUGUCAGCAAUAAUGUAUAUACUCAUUAAAAGAUAUCAAACUGAUGAUGAGAAACAAAAAUUAUUAACUAACUAAAGUAAGCAACGUGAAUAAAGUUUUAAUUUUAUACAAAAAUUCGUUGCACUAAAAGAUCCGAUAUUUAUUAUGUUAAAGAAAAAAGAUUUUAAUAAUUAUGUGGACAUAGUUUAAUUAACCCCCUCCCAAAAAAUGUAACAGUAAAUAAGUUUAAUCAUUUUAUAAUACAUUUUUACCUUAUAAAUGAAUACAUGCAGUGAAUCUUGUUACAAACCUGUGACUACUAAAACCAAACACCAAUCUCUCACACUCUUUCAACUUUUCCAACAGCACACAAAGAAACUCCAAAUUUUUGACCAGAAAAAAAAAAAAGAAACUCUAUAUUUGUGAUUUUUUGUCAGAACUUUUUCCCAUUAAUUUAUUUCAGACCCAAGAGAAGAGAUCUCUCACCGUUCAAUAUCAAGCAGUACUUUUUGCGUGACGUUGUUGGUACGACCAAUCUCUCUGCAACACACACAUGCUCUCGUUUUAAACUCAUUCAUUGAUCAACAACCUCUCUACUCUACCUCUUCUCAAAAGAAAGAUAAAGUUAAAAAGUGCAAAUUAAACUUCAUCUCUCUCUAUUGUCUUUUUCAUCAGAAUCUUGAGCACACAUACAUACAUACAUACAUACAUACAUACAUAUGGCUUGUAUGCUGAGCUGCUCUCACGGAGUCGUAAUCGCUACCGCCAUGGUUUUCUCAAGCACUGCUCUGUUUCUGGCGAUUUCCCGCCAAUUCUCUACCAACCAAACAUCAGAUCUCCAUGAUCAACAGAUCCUCCGUUCAUGUCUUUCUUCAG